CAAGUCGAUCCCCUGGUCCGUCGCUGCAACCCUUCGUCACUGGCGGCCUGGGUAUGGAAGCCGACGCCGUGUCCUCAUCCGCCGCCGCCGCUCUUCCUUCUCUUUCCCUCUCCAACCUUUCGAACCCUAACUCCAACCCUAAUGGCUCUGUCGACGCCUCGAAGCGGAAAAAGGCCGCUGCCGCUCCGAAGCGCUUCGUGAAGUCGCAGAUACCGGAGUCGAUCCUCUCCGAUCCCGCCAUCAACUCCGCUGCUGCCAUCCUCCCCUCCAACUACGACUUCGAGGUCCACAAGACCGUCCACCGCCUCGCAUCCGCCGCCUCGCGCCGCCCCGCUCUCCAGCUCCCCGAUGGCCUCCUCAUGUACGCUCUUCCCCUUGCCGACAUCCUCCUUUCCGCCUCCACUCUCCGCCUCGACGACGUCCUCAUCCUCGCUGACCCCACAUACGGAGCCUGUUGCCUUGACGAUUACGCCGCCUCCGCCCUCGCCGCCGACCAGCUCAUCCACUACGGCCACUCCUGCCUCGUCCCCGUUCCCUCCUCUCGCCUCCCCGUCCUCUACGUCUUUGUUAGCAUUCGCGUCGACGUCGAUCGGCUUGUCGACGCUGUCCUCUCCACUUUCCCCGCUUCCUCCAAACUCGCCCUUGCUGGCACCAUCCAGUUUGUCUCCGCCGUGCAAGCCGCAAAAUCCCUCCUUUCAGCCGAGGGCUUUGAUAUCACGGUUCCGCAGGCCAAGCCGCUCUCUGCUGGUGAGGUUCUGGGGUGCACAGCCCCCACAAUCCCCAGAUCCAAGGGGAUUGAGGCCAUCGUGUUUGUGGCCGACGGCCGGUUCCACCUUGAGGCGUUCAUGAUUGCAAAUCCUGGAGUCCCGGCAUUCCGCUACGACCCAUAUCUUGGGAUCCUCGUUCUUGAGGAGUACGACCAUAAGGGCAUGAAGACGGCAAGGAAAGACGCAAUCUUGGCAGCCCGGGAAGCCAAACGGUGGGGUGUCAUACUUGGGACGCUCGGGAGGCAGGGCAACUCCCGAGUCUUGGACAGAGUGGUGGAGCACAUGGAGGAGAAGGCACUGGAGUGGACCGUGGUACUCAUGUCGGAGAUUUCACCUGCGAGGAUUGCUCUAUUUGGGGACUCCGUGGAUGCUUGGGUGCAAAUUGCAUGUCCUAGGCUUUCGAUCGACUGGGGGGAGGGAUUCACCAAGCCAAUGCUGACAACAUUUGAGUUAGACAUUGCGCUGGGAUAUGUUCCAGGUUGGUGGGAGAAGGAAAGGAUGAGAGUAUCAGAUAAUUUUGAUGGUGAGCCAGUCGCUAGGAAAGAGGAGACUUGCUCAACUUCUGGUUGUUGUCGGCCUAAUUCAUCCGGUUGCAAUUGCAAGAGUGAUGAUCUACAAGCAGAUUAUCCAAUGGAUUAUUAUUCACAAGAUGGAGGGGACUGGAAUAGCUCAUAUGCCAAAAGGAAACCUCAAAAUAGUGUGGCAAAGCUGCAGAAUAAGGGGGGUCAAUUGGAAUUGAGAACAUGAGAUGGCCAGCAAUUAGUUUCACGCGCAUUGUAUCUGGAUUAAAAAGCUGGGAAGAUCUACUUGGUGAUGUUAGAAUAAACUAUGGUAGUAGGUGUGGAAGUACCAUCAUGCUGGGAUCCAAAAUAUAAUUUUUUUUACCUCAAAAGCUCCCCCAUCGGCCUGUGAAAGUUUUCGAUGAAUCGAAGAUCCAUAUAUCAACUUUGGACCGCCAUUUCUACAUCUGAGGAUUCAUUGGAAUUUCUUGUAGUUUAUAAGGUAGGGAUUGUUAUUAUUGUUUUGAAAUAAAAGUUUGCACAUUUUGUUUAA
Molecule: messenger RNA, 1820 nt
Organism: Musa acuminata subsp. malaccensis (wild Malaysian banana)
Lineage: Eukaryota; Viridiplantae; Streptophyta; Magnoliopsida; Zingiberales; Musaceae
Biological process (GO): protein histidyl modification to diphthamide
Molecular function (GO): 2-(3-amino-3-carboxypropyl)histidine synthase activity
Source: RefSeq, a predicted model, not a curated record